AACUCAGCUGUCUUCAGAAGUGACAGACAGACAGACUCUCUGUUUACAGUGCAGAACAGGUUAUUUAUUAUGGGAAGUGUGUUGAUUCUGUAUUAAUCCUAUCAAAUUUAAUGUAAAUAUUAUAAUUUUUUAAUUGUUGAAUUGUGCUUGCAACCAUGGCUCCAUCGCUCAGUAAAUAUGUAACGAAAAAAACUGUUUUUGGUGCCGCUAGUGUAUCGGUUAUCCUAUGGCUGUUAACACGGAGGAAAAAUCAAAGUAAAUCCAAAGCCAGGAGGCCUCCCCAUAUGGAUAUUCAGUAUAUGAUUGGAGACAAAUCACAAUCGAAGACAAAAGCUCAAGUGGACGCCGUAUUUUUCAAGCAGAUCCGUCACAUUCUGAGCAUCGCGAUAAAGGGCGUGCUCACACCUGAAGCCGGCUUUCUGCUUCUAGUGGCGGGCUCCCUGGUGGCCCGAUCGCUAUGCGACAUAUGGAUGAUACAGAAUCACACAUCUACCGAAAAUGCAAUCGUAACAAUGGAUAAGAGUCGAUUCAGAAAACAUCUACUGGAGUUUUUAAUAGCUAUGCCUGUGAUAUCUUUGGUUAAUAAUGUAUUGAAGUGGGGAAUUGGAGAAAUUAAACUUAGAUUAAGGACUAGGAUAACGCAUUAUCUGUACGAUGAGUACUUAAAGGGUUUCACCUACUACAAAAUGUCUAACCUGGACACACGGAUAGCGAACGCCGAUCAGCUGUUGACGACGGAUGUCGAUCGAUUCUGCGACUCUUUCGCCGACCUCUACUCCAACAUCUGCAAACCUCUGCUCGACAUAUUCAUCUAUGUCUAUCAGCUGACUACCAAUGUGGGCGGGGCCACCCCAGGGCUUAUGAUGGUCUACCUUGUCUUCGCCGGCAUGUUCCUCACUUAUUUGCGACGACCAGCCGGUAGGAUGACAGUACAAGAGCAGAAACUAGAAGGAGAGUUUAGGUACAUAAACUCUCGACUCAUUGCCAACUCAGAGGAGGUGGCCUUCUAUAUGGGAAACAAUCGAGAGAAACUCACACUGUUGGCUGCUUUCCAGAAACUGACAGACCACAUGAGACAUUUCUUGGAGUUCAGGGUGCUAAUGGGUACAGUUGAUAAUUUGGUUGCCAAGUAUUUGGCAACAAUUGUUGGUUUCUAUGCGGUUAGUAUGCCUUUCAUGGAUGCCUCUCACCUGGUGCUAGCUCAUGCUUCGAAGGAUGACAGGUUCAAGCAAUACUACGCGUCAGGUCGUAUGCUUGUGAAACUGGCGGAAGCAAUCGGUCGACUGGUGUUGGCCGGCAGGGAGAUGACCCGACUGGCUGGGUUCACGGCAAGAGUCACCGAAAUCAUCACCGUCCUUAAGGACAUCAACCAAGGACACUACAAGCGCACCAUGGUUGACAGCAAAGGAUCCACCAAUCCUGCCAUCGAGAACGGCAAGGAGAAUGGAGUUGCUGUUUCGAACGGCAUAACAACACCUCUCAUUCCGAACUCUGGCAAGAUCAUAUUCCAGGACAACAUCAUCAGAUUCAACAAGGUGCCUCUGGUCACACCAAAUGGAGACUUACUCGUCAAGGAGCUCUCAUUUGAGGUCUGUUCACUUUUUAUUCCGUUUCGUCUCAAAAUACUAAUCUUCUUGUUGAAAUUCUAUUACAAUUUCUCAUAUUCAUUCCGUUUUCUGCAGGUUACAUACCCGCACACGAGGGAAGAGAUGCUACGACGAGGCAAGACAGAUGCUGACCUCACCCAACACUUGGAGCGGGUGCAGUUGUCAUACCUGUUGCAACGUGAUAAUGGCUGGGACACCAUCGCUGACUGGAUAGACGUGCUCAGUGGUGGAGAGAAACAACGUAUUGCGGUCAUACUCUACCACGCACCUCAGUUCGCCAUUUUGGACGAAUGUACAAGUGCGGUUAGUGUAGACGUGGAGGGAUCCAUGUAUGACUACUGUCGCGAGGCACAAAUCACACUCUUCACUGUCAGUCAUCGGCGCAGUCUGUGGAAACAUCAUGAGUACUACUUGCAAAUGGACGGCCGGGGAUCGUUUGAAUUCAAGAAAAUUGAACCAGAUACUGAAGAAUUCGGGUCAUGAGAUUAAAACGCAAUUAAAGUGAAUAAUUAACACUAUUUAUGUUUAAUAAUGGAUAGAGAACUGGAUUUUAAAAACGAUAUUGCUAUUUCUACUGUUUUAUUAUCUUAUUAUCAUUGUGAAUACAUAUUAUUAUUACCAUCAGUUUCAAAAAUUGGUGUCUAUUUGUUUUAAUCUACCUAUUUUUUAUUUAUAAUUGCUGAAAGCUUGGUCAAUUGAGUCAGUCUUAUUUUUCUAAUUUAUGGUGUGAAAUGUUUAUCUAGGAUGGAUCGAAUUGUGUUACGGAUCGUUGUGAUAUUGCUAAAUGAAUUAGAUAUGAUUGAUUAUGUUUA
This is a messenger RNA of Nilaparvata lugens (brown planthopper), 2419 nucleotides long. RefSeq names its product ATP-binding cassette sub-family D member 3 (gene Pmp70). Gene Ontology annotation, biological process: long-chain fatty acid import into peroxisome; fatty acid beta-oxidation; peroxisome organization. The transcript is spliced from 15 exons. The coding region runs from base 156 to 2090 and encodes 644 amino acids. The record is from RefSeq and is a predicted model, not a curated record. NCBI's taxonomy places the organism in Eukaryota, Metazoa, Arthropoda, Insecta, Hemiptera, Delphacidae. Gene Ontology annotation, molecular function: ABC-type transporter activity; long-chain fatty acid transmembrane transporter activity; ATP binding. Gene Ontology annotation, cellular component: peroxisomal membrane.